GAGAGUGUGUGUUGACCGUCCUCUGCUGUAGCUGCUGGCUGGUGUAAUCCACAUAUUUAGACUUGCUGAACAGUAUGCUGCGACAUUAACACGGGUUUUGUGCGUAGCCCACAGAAGGUGCUAACACCGGGGUGUAGCUAUGUCAGUAAACCGGUGUAUGUCUGUGUUUUCUCGGCUUCAGCGCCACAUAAACAGCCGGACUACUCGCGUCACCGCUGGCGGUUUUCAUGCGUCCACUGGAUCUGGUUUGUUACAUAAACAACAUCAGACUGCUUCUGCGGUUUGCAGCAGAAAUGUUUCAUCCGACAGCUCUCCUCCAAAAGCCCCGGACACUUCUCUGUUCGUCCCCGUGUCUCUGAAGGCGGACCCCUCGGUAGAUGGGAGUGUAGGGUUAGAGCUGAGCCAGCCGCUCGGUAAAGAUGAACUUCUGAAAGUUUUGAACCGGUUUUAUAAGAAGAAGGAGAUGCAGACGCUGGCAGCAGAUCAUGGCCUGGAUGCUCGUCUCUUCCACCAGGCCUUCAUCAGCUUCAGGAAGUAUACCAUGGAUUCAUCCUCACUUCCCGCUGAUCUCCACAUCAUCCUCAGUGACAUCUGCUGUGGAGCAGGUCACUUAGAUGACAUCUACCCAUACUUCAUGCGUCAUGCCAAGCAGAUCUUUCCCAUGCUGGACUGUAUAGAUGACCUGAGAAAGAUUUCAGACCUCAGAGUCCCUGCCAACUGGUACCCCGAGGCUCGUGCCAUCCAGAGGAAAGUGAUUUUCCACGCUGGUCCCACUAACAGUGGUAAAACCUACCACGCCAUCCAGCGCUACCUGUCCGCUAAGUCUGGAGUCUAUUGUGGCCCUCUGAAGCUACUUGCCCACGAGAUCUUUGAGAAGAGCAACAGUGCUGGUGUGCCAUGUGACUUGGUUACAGGGGAGGAGAGGACCUUCGUGGACUUGGAGGGUAAAGCAGCUGGUCAUGUGGCCUGCACCAUUGAGAUGUGCAGUGUCACCACACCUUAUGAGGUGGCUGUAGUCGAUGAAAUUCAGAUGAUCAGAGAUCCUUCCAGAGGCUGGGCCUGGACCAGAGCACUGCUGGGUCUCUGUGCAGAGGAGAUCCAUGUGUGUGGAGAACCUGCAGCUGUAGACUUCAUCAGAGAGCUAAUGUACACGACUGGAGAGGAGGUGGAGGUGCACACCUACCAGCGUUUGACUCCAUUCUCAAUCUUGGAUCAGGCUGUGGAGUCAUUAGACAACCUGAGACCAGGAGAUUGUAUUGUCUGCUUCAGUAAAAAUGACAUCUACUCCAUAAGCAGACAGAUUGAGGCCAGAGGACUAGAAUGUGCUGUAAUUUAUGGGAGCUUGCCUCCAGGCACCAAGCUGUCACAGGCCAAGAAGUUCAAUGACCCUGAUGACCCCUGCAAGAUCCUGGUCGCUACAGAUGCCAUUGGAAUGGGCCUUAACCUGAGUAUAAAACGUAUCAUCUUCAACAGUCUGGUAAAGCCUAAUGUUAAUGAGAAGGGGGAGAAACAGAUGGAGACCAUCAGCACAUCACAGGCUCUGCAGAUCGCUGGCCGCGCCGGCAGGUUCUCCUCCAAGUUUAAAGAAGGAGAAGUUACCACCAUGCACAGAGAUGAUCUGCCUGUCCUGAAGGAAAUACUCAGCCUCUUAGUAGAGCCCAUAGAGACUGCAGGUCUCCAUCCCACAGCAGAGCAGAUAGAGAUGUUUGCCUAUCAUCUACCUGAUGCUACCCUGUCCAACCUCGUUGACAUAUUUGUCAGCCUCUCUCAGGUGGAUGGUAUGUACUUCGUCUGCAACAUCGAUGACUUCAAGUUUCUGGCUGAUAUGAUUCAGCACAUCCCACUCAACCUGAGGUCACGCUACGUCUUCUGUACUGCUCCCAUCAACAAAAAACAACCUUUUGUAUGCACCUCCUUCCUGAAGUUUGCACGUCAGUUCAGUCGAGAUGAACCCCUGACUUUUGACUGGGUGUGUCGUCACGUCAGCUGGCCUCUGGCUGAACCCAAAAACAUUAAAGACCUGGUUCACUUGGAAGCUGUUCAUGAUGUGUUGGAUCUUUACCUCUGGUUAAGCUACCGUUUCAUGGACAUGUUUCCAGACACUGCCUCAAUUCGUGAAAUUCAGCGAGAGCUUGACGAUAUCAUCCAACAGGGCGUCCGAAAUAUCACCCGUCUCAUCAGAGCCACUGACCCAUCUAUUACUAGCCCAACGCAGACACAGUUCAGCAAGCGUGGACAAACAAGUGGUAGCAGUGGAACUGCGGAUAGUAAUCUUUUCAUUGGCAACAGAGGACAAAGGGGACAGAGAGGCUCAGAAGAGAUGAUAGGAAGCUCUCUGGCCAGUCGGCUUGUAAAAGACGGGCUGUUGACUCCUGAUUUGCUCCGACAGCUGCAGAGGGAGUGGUCCAAAGAUCACUCUCACCCACUCAAAACAGAACGUCACAGUACUAACAACAAAGGGAAAAAUAAAAAGAAGAAGAAAUGAAGAGGAAGACGACUAUAUAUUAAUGGUGGUGCAAGGUCAUUACUGUUCCCAUGGAGAUCAAUAACUGAUACAAUAGUAAUAUCUGGUGGUUUGCCUGAAAUGAAUCAUGAUUUUGGGCAUUUAAAGGGGAUCUAUGAACCUUUUCUGACCCUGGAAGACUCAUAAAAAGCUUUUAGCCUGAGAGCUUGAGCUGUACAAAUAAACACCAACAUGUAGUUGCAACGCAAGAGGAGUGUUUUAUGGUCUGACAUGUACACCCGGAGUAAUGCGCCAGGCUGUCACGUAAUGUACUUUUUUUUUUACUGUGCUAAAACCUCACUGUAUGUUUUCCUCCAACCUACAAAUGCACAAAGUGUAACUAGUGAUGGAAAAUGUCUCUAGUUGAGGAUGCUGUGAACUACUUUCUACUUUCUUGGUCCCUCUGGAAGAUCAGCUACCUGGUCAGAGAUUCUCCCUUUUCAGUGAGAGCAGAAAAUAACUCACAGAUUCAUCUUGUAAACUAAUUUAAAAGGCACAAAAUGGCGUCGUGUAUCACUGUUGGAGAUGCCAGGUUCCUUCGGAGUUACCACUAAACCCACGGCUCAAAGUGACAAGAAACAUUGUUUGGCAUAAUAAAGUUUCAGCCAAGGUCACACUCUCAUAAAUGCUAUUCUAGAAGCAUUUUUUGUGACCAGGAAAUUGUUUAAAAUGCACUUGGUUAUACAGGUCGGGAACAAGCUUUGCUUGGUUCAGUGGAGUCAAAUGUAGAACUUCAAAGCAGCAUGAGAGUAUAUUUCCAGCUUAUUUGGGAAUACCUGAAGCAUUCACUUUAAAGUGCUCUCUAAUGAAGAGCAUUUUCUGUGAGCAUACAGCUAACAUUUUGAAUAGAUUGAAUUGAGCGCAACCCUGUUAGUGUCUAUAUACAGAUGAGAUGCCAUAUUUUUUUUCUUCUUUGCAUAUAAAGUGAUGACAUCAGUCAAUAAAAAUCUACAGUUUUA
This is a messenger RNA of Seriola dumerili (greater amberjack), 3462 nucleotides long. RefSeq names its product Suv3 like RNA helicase (gene supv3l1). The transcript has 16 exons. Lineage: Eukaryota; Metazoa; Chordata; Actinopteri; Carangiformes; Carangidae. Gene Ontology annotation, molecular function: RNA helicase activity; hydrolase activity, acting on acid anhydrides; ATP binding. Gene Ontology annotation, biological process: RNA catabolic process; mitochondrial RNA 3'-end processing. Gene Ontology annotation, cellular component: mitochondrial degradosome. The record is from RefSeq and is a predicted model, not a curated record. The coding region runs from base 140 to 2485 and encodes 781 amino acids.